Impatiens glandulifera is the source of this 1873-nucleotide messenger RNA. RefSeq names its product carotene epsilon-monooxygenase, chloroplastic. The transcript has 9 exons. NCBI's taxonomy places the organism in Eukaryota, Viridiplantae, Streptophyta, Magnoliopsida, Ericales, Balsaminaceae. The record is from RefSeq and is a predicted model, not a curated record. The coding region runs from base 57 to 1730 and encodes 557 amino acids. Gene Ontology annotation, biological process: carotenoid biosynthetic process. Gene Ontology annotation, cellular component: chloroplast. Gene Ontology annotation, molecular function: heme binding; iron ion binding.
AAAGUGAUAAUGGAGGAAGAACACCAAAUUCAUCUUGGGCCAUUAACAUAAGCAUCAUGCCUUCUUCACUCUCCUUUUCUCUCCUCACCUCUCCUCUUCCUUCCCACAACCGCCCUUGUUACCGCAUUUCCAAGCCGCCAAACCAUCUCUCCGUUAAAUCCUCCGCCGACAAAGACAAACCCACAACUUCAAACGGCAAACCGAGCAACAAUACCAAUACAGGAUCAUGGGUCAGCCCCAAUUGGCUCACUUCCCUAACUCGAUCCAUAACAAUCGGAAAAGACGAUUCCAACAUACCAAUUGCGAAUGCAAAGCUUGAAGAUGUGUCUGACCUUCUUGGCGGCGCUCUUUUUCUACCUCUGUUUAAAUGGAUGAAUGAAUAUGGCCCAAUUUACAGACUUGCAGCUGGUCCAAGAAAUUUCGUUAUUGUAAGUGACCCUGCAAUUGCUAAACAUGUUUUGAGAAAUUAUGGUAAAUACUCAAAAGGGCUUGUUGCUGAGGUAUCUGAAUUUCUAUUUGGUUCUGGAUUCGCCAUUGCUGAAGGUCCCCUUUGGACGGCUAGACGUAGGGCUGUUGUUCCAUCUUUACACAAGAAGUAUUUAUCGAUCAUGGUUGAUCGUGUAUUCUGCAAAUGUGCUGAAAGACUGGUUGAAAAGCUUAAACUUGCUUCCCUAACUGGAACUCCGGUGAACAUGGAGGCGAAAUUCUCUCAACUGACUCUGGAUGUAAUUGGUUUAUCAGUUUUCAACUACAAUUUCGAUUCUCUUACAACUGAUAGCCCUGUUAUUGAUGCGGUUUACACUGCUUUAAAAGAAGCUGAAGCUCGUUCUACAGAUCUGUUACCUUAUUGGCAGAUUGAUGUUCUAUGUAAGAUCAUUCCAAGACAGAUAAAAGCUGAAAAAGCUGUUACAGUCAUUAGAAGGACUGUGGAAGAACUCAUUACCAAAUGUAAAGAAAUUGUCGAGGCUGAGGGUGAAAGGAUUAGUGGCGACGAGGAGUAUGUAAACGAUGCAGAUCCUAGUAUUCUUCGGUUUUUGAUUGCUAGUAGAGAAGAGGUUUCGAGUGUACAAUUGCGAGAUGACCUAUUGUCGAUGUUAGUUGCAGGUCAUGAGACGACUGGUUCAGUUUUAACUUGGACUUCAUAUCUUCUAAGUAAGAAUCCAUCAUCUUUGGAAAAGGCUCGAGAAGAAGUUGAUAGAGUUUUACAAGGAAGGCUUCCGUCGUAUGAAGACAUAAAGGAUCUUAAGUAUUUGAUGCGUUGCAUCAAUGAAUCUAUGCGUUUAUAUCCACAUCCACCCGUGUUGAUAAGAAGAUCUCAGAUUGUCGAUCAACUGCCCGGAAAUUAUAAUGUUAAACCGGGUCAAGAUAUAAUGAUUUCAGUUUACAAUAUUCAUCAUUCGCCUCAGGUUUGGGAGAGGGCAGAAGAGUUUAUACCAGAAAGAUUUGAUUUAGAUGGUCCAGUGCCAAAUGAAACAAAUACUGAUUUUAGAUUCAUACCGUUUAGUGGAGGGCCUCGGAAAUGUGUUGGAGAUCAGUUUGCUUUGAUGGAAGCCAUUGUUUCACUUGCAAUCUUUAUUCAGAAGAUGGAGUUUGAACUGGUUCCUGAUCAGAAUAUUAGCAUGACAACAGGAGCCACCAUUCACACAACAAAUGGCUUGUAUAUGAAAGUUCGAGAGCGCCAAACCAAGCCUGCAUUUGCUUCUUCAUAUUCUGAGUCGUCUUCCUUCUAGGAAAGGACUUAUCAGCUCUACUUAUUAUCAAUACUAUUCUGAAAGCAAAAAAAAUAAAAAAUCCUUUUCACAAUUGGUAUUCUUUGAUUGAACUUGGAAUAAUCUUAAUAUUAAAUGUUUAUGUAUAUAUUAUUUAAAUGGUC